Molecule: messenger RNA, 995 nt
Organism: Gorilla gorilla gorilla (western lowland gorilla)
Lineage: Eukaryota; Metazoa; Chordata; Mammalia; Primates; Hominidae
Gene: RPL10A
Product: ribosomal protein L10a
Exons: 6
Coding region: 312-965 (217 amino acids)
Biological process (GO): translation
Cellular component (GO): large ribosomal subunit
Molecular function (GO): structural constituent of ribosome; RNA binding
Source: RefSeq, a predicted model, not a curated record
ACUACCGAAGCUCGAGUCCCGAACCCAGCCGCUUCCCUAGGGGUCCAGCAGCAGCGGGCGCGAAUCGGCACAUUACCGGGGGACCGCGGGGCGCUCAGGACUGCGACAACUCUGUGGGUUACCGCGCCGGCCUAGCGGCCCAGCGAUGCCCCCCAGCGGCCAGAGAAGGCCGCGCUUCUCGGGGUUGGCCCACCCAACCGCUCUGCGGGUAGUACCGAGGAGCAAGGCAUUAUCGCGAGAUCAGGGCCACUAUUUGAGCGCAUGCGCAAGGCAGGCUAGUCUCUUUUCCGGUUAGCGCGGCGUGAGAAGCCAUGAGCAGCAAAGUCUCUCGCGACACCCUGUACGAGGCGGUGCGGGAAGUCCUGCACGGGAACCAGCGCAAGCGCCGCAAGUUCCUGGAGACGGUGGAGUUGCAGAUCAGCUUGAAGAACUAUGACCCCCAGAAGGACAAGCGCUUCUCGGGCACCGUCAGGCUUAAGUCCACCCCCCGCCCUAAGUUCUCUGUGUGUGUCCUGGGGGACCAGCAGCACUGUGACGAGGCUAAGGCCGUGGAUAUCCCCCACAUGGACAUCGAGGCGCUGAAAAAACUCAACAAGAAUAAAAAACUGGUCAAGAAGCUGGCGAAGAAGUAUGAUGCGUUUUUGGCCUCAGAGUCUCUGAUCAAGCAGAUUCCACGAAUCCUCGGCCCAGGUUUAAAUAAGGCAGGAAAGUUCCCUUCCCUGCUCACACACAACGAAAACAUGGUGGCCAAAGUGGAUGAGGUGAAGUCCACAAUCAAGUUCCAAAUGAAGAAGGUGUUAUGUCUGGCUGUAGCUGUUGGUCACGUGAAGAUGACAGACGAUGAGCUUGUGUAUAACAUUCACCUGGCUGUUAACUUCUUGGUGUCAUUGCUCAAGAAAAACUGGCAGAAUGUCCGGGCCUUAUAUAUCAAGAGCACCAUGGGCAAGCCCCAGCGCCUCUAUUAAGGCACAUUUGAAUAAAUUCUAUUACCAGUU